Molecule: messenger RNA, 1830 nt
Organism: Syzygium oleosum
Lineage: Eukaryota; Viridiplantae; Streptophyta; Magnoliopsida; Myrtales; Myrtaceae
Product: sugar transporter ERD6-like 5
Exons: 19
Coding region: 189-1592 (467 amino acids)
Biological process (GO): carbohydrate transport; transmembrane transport
Cellular component (GO): membrane
Molecular function (GO): sugar transmembrane transporter activity
Source: RefSeq, a predicted model, not a curated record
CAUUCGCAUCAUUAGAUGAAGAACAGAGGACGUCACGGACAAACCCAUGAUUCACAACCGUAAGCAUUGACAGACCGACGAGUUCAUCGACUCUUCAAUCCUGCUACGAUGAGCGUAGGAGGUUUGAUGCAUUCUGAAGAGUAAACGCCACCUAUAGAACACGUUGACUUGCAGUUGCACUAGUGGACAUGGACAGACAAGAAGGUGCAGAACAAGGGCUCUUGAUGGUGACAUUUUCGAGCGGCGGCGGCGGCGGCUCCGCCACGGGGGUGUUGUUGCUUAGCACUCUGGUAGCCGUGUGCGGUUCCUUGGAGUUUGGGUCAGCUAUAGGAUAUUCAUCGCCUGCUGAAUCUGGAAUCAUGGAUGACUUAGGUCUCUCUCUGGCUGAGUACUCUGUCUUUGGCUCAAUUAUGACGGUUGGAGCAAUAUUAGGUGCCGUAAUGAGCGGAAAGAUAGCAGAUCUAGUUGGUCGCAGAGGUGCAAUGGGGAUUGCUGACAUACUCUGUCUCUCUGGAUGGAUUGCAAUAAUUUUCUCAGAGGGUGCUUGGGCGCUCGACAUUGGAAGGCUGUUGGUAGGAUGUGGAGUUGGGCUUAUUUCCUAUGUGGUUCCAGUGUAUAUCUCAGAAAUAACGCCUAAAAAUCUUCGCGGGGGGUUCGGAACAGCUCAUCAGUUCAUGCUCUCUUUUGGCUCAGCACUUAUAUAUUUCAUCGGAACUGUUGUCAACUGGCGUAUUUUAGCUCUGAUAGGUGCUGGUCCCUGCAUGCUUCAACUUUUAGGUCUAUUUUUCAUCCCAGAGUCACCAAGAUGGCUGGCAAAAGUUGGUAGGGAGAGAGAGUAUGAAGCAGCUCUUCGAUACCUGAGAGGGAAAAAUUCAGAUAUUUCAGAGGAAGCAACUGAGAUCAAAGAGUACACACUGACUCUUCAACAAAUCUCCGAGGGUAGAAUUUUAGACUUAUUUCAGAAAAUAUAUGCUCGCUCUCUCCUUGUUGGAGUCGGGCUGAUGGCUCUGCAACAAUUUGGCGGUUCUAAUGCCAUUGCCUUUUAUGCGAGCUCUAUAUUUGAAUCUGCAGGUUUUCCUGCCAAUAUAGGAACUAUAACGAUGGCUGUUGUUCAGGUUCCUAUGACAAUUGUUGGUGUGCUCUUGAUGGAUAAGUCGGGAAGGCGACCAUUGCUUCUGAUUUCUACAAGCGGAACAUGCUUAGGUUGCUUUCUUGUGGGACUGUCAUUUCUGUUGGAGGAUUUUCACCGGUGGACACAAGCUGCUCCCACUUUGGUUUUCGUGGGCAUACUGGUGUAUAAUGCGUCAUUUGGAUUGGGCCUUGCUGGAAUACCGUGGCUCAUAAUGUCUGAGAUAUUCCCCAUAAAUAUGAAAGGUUCAGCUGGAAGCUUAGUGUCUUUGGUCAACUGGUUCGUUUCCUGGAUCGUUACAUACGUCUUUAAUUUCUUGAUGGAACUCAGUACAGCAGGAACAUUUUUCAUAUUUUCAGCCAUAGCCGGCUUGACUAUUCUGUUUGUGGCAAAGCUGGUGCCCGAAACCAAAGGUCGAACGUUGGAAGAAAUACAGGCAGCCAUGAACCCACUCACGGCAUGAAGACGACUCUCGAGCUAGUGAUGACUUUGAGAGUCUCUAGUUGCUCUCUCAUUUCUUAUCUUGUUUCAUGCAGACCAUGUCUAAAAGCAAGUAAUCAGUGUGAAGCUCAUGAUUGGUUCCUCUCAGGUAAGCCGGGGUCACGAGAUUGAGAUCAAUGUACAUGAGAGAUAUUUUUGUUGCUUCAUGUCUUUCUUCAUGGUCUUAUCAUAAUUCAUUAGAUUCUACAUGCUCCAUCAAA